AUGACAAAGAAGAUGAUAUCUCCGACGAAGUGCUCCCUCAUCGUCCUCCUCAUCUGCUCCUUUUGCAAUUUUGCCACCGGCCGGAGGAGCGGGGUCAUCUUUCCAUCGCAUGAUCCAUGUCCGCUGAAUGGAGGAAUAUGCACGAAGAUCGCCGAGUGUCCCGGAGCAAUGGCAAGACUCCAGUCGGAUCCAUCGACCUUCCGAUCGCUACUCUGCUCCUUCGAAUACGGAGAGCCUCUCAUCUGCUGCGACCGAGUGACUCCUUCCUCUCGAGCUUCAACCACAAGUUCUCCCUCUCACCCAAAACGGGUCAGCCAAGCCAAAUGCGAGGAGUACAAAGCCUUCCAGAGAGGCGUGACCUGCGAGAAAUCUCAAAAAGGAUUAAUUGUCGGUGGAGAGGCAGCGAAGCCCUACGAGUUCCCUCAUAUGGCUCUUGUAGGAGAAAAGCUGUCGAAUGGGAGCAUUUACUGGAAAUGCGGCGGAACCCUCAUCAGCAAGGAAUGGAUCCUCACAGCAGGCCAUUGCAUCGACAACGACGUGCCUUUGAUGGUGAGACUCGGGGAGCAUGACCUGAAUGAUGAUGAGUCCAUCACAUACGAUUACAAUGUGACCAAGUUCCUCAUUCACCCAAGAUGGAGAAGAAGGGGAAAACGGAUCCUCAUCCUUUCGUUCCCAGGCGGCAAGACGAAGAGCAGCAUUCUGCAUAAAGUCCGUGUUCCAUUGAUGGGGCCAUCAGACUGCGAUCAGGUGCUUUCAAAAUAUCCACAUAUGAAAAGAACCUAUCCGAAAGGUGCGAAGGGGCGAAUCCUGUGCGCCGGCACAGGAGGCAAGGAUUCGUGCCAGGGGGACUCAGGGGGACCGUUGAUGCUCCCUCUUUCUCCAGCCAGCUGCGUGCACACCAUUGUGGGGAUCGUAUCCACUGGCGUCGGGCGGCAAGACGAAGAGCAGCAUUCUGCAAAAAGUCCGUGUUCCAUUGAUGGGGCCAUCAGACUGCGAUCAGGUGCUUUCAAAAUAUCCACAUAUGAAAAGAACCUAUCCGAAAGGUGCGAAGGGGCGAAUCCUGUGCGCCGGCACAGGAGGCAAGGAUUCGUGCCAGGUAGUAAAGCCGAGCAUCCCAUUCAGUCGAUAUGUGAACGUCGACUGACCCCUUUAGCUUUGUUCAUGACAUUCCAUUUCUUCUUACAGGGGGACUCAGGGGGACCGUUGAUGCUCCCUCUUUCUCCAGCCAGCUGCGUGCACACCAUUGUGGGGAUCGUAUCCACUGGCGUCGGGUGCGGGAAUCCUGAAUUUCCUGGCUUUUAUACUCAGGUCUCCUCCUACUUGGACUGGAUUGAAGGGAUUGUCUGGAACACUAAAUCAUGA
Molecule: messenger RNA, 1362 nt
Organism: Darwinula stevensoni
Lineage: Eukaryota; Metazoa; Arthropoda; Ostracoda; Podocopida; Darwinulidae
Source: the annotation of a GenBank genome assembly